AUGAGGAGCCAGGAAGAGGAGGGGGUGAUGGGAAUUGAACUUCUUAAAGCCAUGGCCCUGGAUUUAGUGACUUUCACAGAUGUGGCCAUAGUCUUCUCCCAAGAUGAGUGGGAAUGGCUGAAUCUUGCACAAAGGAUGUUGUACAAGAAGGUGAUGUUGGAGAACUACAAGAACCUGGUUUCAGUGGGUCUUUGCCUGUCUAAACCAUAUAUGAUCUUCUUAUUGGAACAAGGUAAAGAGCCCUGGGUGAAGAAUGGAGAAAUGACAGGAGACCCGUGCCUGGACUUGGAGUAUAUGUGGAUGACCAAAGAAUUAUCUCAAAACCAGGAUAUUUAUGAAGAAAAAUUAUCCCAGGUAAUGGUUAUGGAAAGAGUUACAAGCUAUGAUAACCCUGAAUGUUCCACAUUAGGGGAAAACAGGCAGGGUGAAGACCUGUCUGAGAGGGAGCUGGUAAGUCAGCAGCCACAUUUCAGGCAAGAGACAGUUAGUCAUAUAGGUGCACUUAUCAAGAAAAAAGACCACUCUAACAAAUCUGGGAAAAUUUUUCAUCUGAAGACUUUAUCUUAUAUAAAACACAUAUUCCCCAUUGAAGAGAGAAUAUAUAAUUUUGACACUGAUAAGGAAAGCUUAAAAACACAUUCAUUUGUCAAAAAACAUAAGCAAGUCUAUGGAGAAAAGAAACUUCUGAAAUGUAAAGACUGUGAGAAAACUUUCAGCAAAAUCUCAACCCUUACUCUUCAUCAAAGAGUUCAUACCGGAGAGAAACCCUAUGAAUGUAUUGAGUGUGGAAAAGCCUUUAGCCAGAGCGCCCACCUUGCUCAGCAUCAGAGAAUACACACGGGAGAAAAACCCUUCGAAUGUACUGAAUGUGGGAAGGCCUUCAGCCAGAAUGCUCAUCUCAUCCAACAUCAGAGAGUUCACACAGGAGAGAAGCCAUACCAAUGUCGUCGGUGCACUAAAGCCUUCAGCCAGCUUGCACACCUCGCUCAACAUCAGAGGGUCCACACUGGAGAGAAACCCUAUGAAUGUGUUGAAUGUGGGAAGGCCUUUAGUGAUUGUUCAUCCUUGGCUCACCAUCGAAGAAUUCACACUGGAAAAAGACCUUAUGAGUGUGUGGACUGUGGGAAAGCAUUCCGGCAGAAUGCUUCUCUCAUACGUCAUCGGAGGUACUAUCACACUGGGGAGAAACCCUUCGACUGUAUUGAUUGUGGGAAGGCCUUCACAGAUCACAUAGGACUUAUUCAGCAUAAGAGGAUCCACACUGGAGAGAGACCUUAUAAAUGCCACGUGUGUGGGAAGGCUUUUAGCCACGGCUCAUCCCUAACUGUGCAUCAGAGAAUUCACACAGGAGAGAAGCCUUAUGAAUGUGUGCUCUGUGAGAAAGCCUUCAGCCACCGUGGCUCUCUUACUCUACAUCAAAGAGUUCACACGGGAGAGAAACCCUAUGAGUGCAAGGACUGCGGGAAAGCCUUUCGGCAGAGCACACACCUCGCUCAUCAUCAGAGAGUUCACACUGGGGAGAAACCUUAUGAAUGUAAGGAGUGCAGCAAAACCUUCAGCCAGAAUGCACACCUCGCACAGCAUCAGAAAAUACACACUGGAGAGAAACCUUACAAAUGUAAGGAGUGCGGUAAGGCCUUCAGUCAAAUCGCGCACCUUGUUCAACACCAGCGGGUUCAUACUGGUGAGAAGCCUUAUGAGUGCGUUGAGUGUGGGAAGGCCUUUGGUGACGGCUCCUAUCUUGUUCAACAUCAGAGACUCCACACUGGAAAAAGACCAUAUGAAUGCCUUGAAUGUGGGAAGGCGUUCAGACAGAGGGCGUCCCUGAUUUGUCACCAAAGAUGUCAUACAGGAGAGAAGCCUUAUGAAUGUAACGUAUGUGGGAAAGCCUUUAGCCAUCGUAAAUCCCUUACUCUGCAUCAAAGAAUUCAUACAGGAGAGAAACCUUAUGAGUGUCAGGAAUGCAGCAAAGCCUUCAGCCAGAUUGCCCAUCUUACGCUGCACCGAAGAAUCCAUACUGGGGAAAGGCCCUAUGAAUGUAAAGCAUGUGGAAAAGCCUUCAGGCAGAGUGUACAUCUAGCUCAUCAUCAGCGAGUUCACACUGGGGAGCCAUCCUCAUCCUCAGUUCUUCCCUCCUCCUCACCCCCAUACCACCAAGUCCUCUAGAAUCCAUCCACUUUUCCCCAAUCUGGGCCCCAUCAUCAUAGUCCAAGACUUUUGCAAUAGCGUUAUUGCCAUUUUCCUUCUUGCUCCUCUCAAGUGCAUAAUUUUAACAGUGUA
Molecule: messenger RNA, 2280 nt
Organism: Pteronotus mesoamericanus
Lineage: Eukaryota; Metazoa; Chordata; Mammalia; Chiroptera; Mormoopidae
Gene: ZNF470
Product: zinc finger protein 470
Exons: 4
Coding region: 1-2166 (721 amino acids)
Biological process (GO): regulation of DNA-templated transcription
Source: RefSeq, a predicted model, not a curated record